AUGAAUAUAAAAACGAACUGUACAUACAACAAGCCACCACUGCUUUAUGGAAAACCGGGACAAUCCAACGCUACUAAUAUUGCCCAGAGUACAGUCAGGCAGGCAGCGUUCUUUGCUAGUCUAUUCCGAGGCUCUAAAGGCAGCCCUCUCACUGAUUACGACGCACUUGUUGCAGCGGUCCAACAAGCGUGGGACAAAUCCGACACUCUCGAUAUUGAGGGCAGCGCGCGAAAAGCGACCUUCGUACGAGGGCUAAAACUACCUGUCCCAAGAGCUCUGUUCGUGCGUGAGGAAUCCCAGGAGUAUGCAGAACUGGUCCAACACGCGGAAAGAAUUGACUCGAAACUAUGGGCCUGUCGCUCGAGAAGAGAUAUUUGGCAGCACUAG
Messenger RNA from Aspergillus alliaceus, 387 nucleotides. RefSeq lists its product as uncharacterized. The record is from RefSeq and is a predicted model, not a curated record. Lineage: Eukaryota; Fungi; Ascomycota; Eurotiomycetes; Eurotiales; Aspergillaceae. Bases 1 to 387 code for a protein of 128 amino acids. The transcript has 4 exons.